Molecule: messenger RNA, 2842 nt
Organism: Astyanax mexicanus (Mexican tetra)
Lineage: Eukaryota; Metazoa; Chordata; Actinopteri; Characiformes; Acestrorhamphidae
Gene: cpne5a
Product: copine Va
Exons: 21
Coding region: 494-2218 (574 amino acids)
Biological process (GO): cellular response to calcium ion
Cellular component (GO): plasma membrane
Molecular function (GO): calcium-dependent phospholipid binding
Source: RefSeq, a predicted model, not a curated record
CUUUAGGGAAAGUUUGAGUGUUGAACGGAGGGCAGGGCGCGUGCUCGCAGUGCGCAGUGAUUGUGUGGGUAAUAGCUGGGAGCUGUGCGGCUCCAGGAUCGAUGCGCGAGCGCUGCAUUGAGCGGCAGCAGCAGCGCAGCGGGAGAGUGGAAGAAUGCGCGAGGGGUGGAGUUGAGCUCUUUUACUUUACCAGAGAGAGAGAGAGAGAGAGAGAGAGAGAGAGGGAGAGAGAGAGAGAGCGAGCGAGAGCGCGACUCUCCGCGGACUUUCGCAGCAUUUAUUCUCCAGUACCGCGCGCUCUGAGCUGUUUGAGUUCCUCUCGAGCGCGUCCCGGUUCCUCCGGUUCUCCUCUGUUCUCCAGCACGCGCUCUGCUCCUCGUCUCGCGGGCUCCACGCGCUCUCACCUGGCUUUACCUCCAGGCGCUUAUCAAGCCCACCGCUCCCUCAGAAGAAGCAGCAGCAGGCGUCCACGCUGCCGUCCACGCGCCCAGUCAUGGAGGGAGAUGUUAUGGACAAGCUCGAGGACAUGGCCUCGGUGUGCGAGUUCGACCCCAUCACCGGAAACAUCCCCGCCACCAAAGUGGAGAUCACCGUGUCCUGCAGAGACCUGUUAGAUCGAGACACCUUCUCCAAGUCUGAUCCAUUGUGUAUCCUGUAUACUCAGGGAGUGGAGUCGAAGCAGUGGCGAGAGUUCGGCAGGACGGAAGUGAUUGACAACACGCUGAACCCGGACUUCGUGAGGAAGUACAUUCUGGACUAUUUCUUUGAGGAGAAGCAGAAUCUGCGUUUUGACAUAUAUGACAUUGACUCCAAAAGCCCAGAUCUGGCCAAACAUCCCUCCGAUUUCAACGAUUUCCUGGGUCAGACCUUCUGCACUCUGGGAGAGAUAGUGGGCUCUCCAGCCAGUCGUCUGGAAAAGCCUCUGGGGGGCAUCCCAGGCAAGAAAUGUGGCACCAUCAUUCUAGCAGCCGAGGAGCUGGGAAACUGCAGGGACUGUGUCACUAUGCAAUUCUGUGCCAACAAGCUGGACAAGAAAGACUUCUUUGGUCGCUCGGACCCUUUCAUGGUGUUCUACAGGAGUAAUGAGGACGGAACGUUCACUAUCUGCCACAAGACGGAGGUGGUGAAGAACACGCUGAACCCUGUGUGGAAACCCUUCAGCAUCCCUGUGAGAGCGCUCUGCAACGGCGACUACGACAGGUCAAUUAAGGUGGAGAUUUACGACUGGGACAGAGAUGGAAGUCACGACUUCAUUGGAGAAUUCACCACUAGCUAUAAGGAGCUAACCCGAACCCAGAGCCAGUUCAGUGUAUUUGAGGUGGUGAAUGCCAAAAAGAAGCUAAAGAAAAGGAGAUACAUCAACUCGGGAACUGUGACAUUGCUUUCAUUCUCGGUGGAGGCGGAGCACACUUUCCUUGACUACAUCAAGGCAGGCACUCAGAUCCAUUUCACCGUGGCCAUUGAUUUCACAGCUUCUAACGGGAACCCGUCUCAGUCGACGUCUCUGCACUAUAUGAACCCGUAUCAGAUGAACGCCUACGCCAUGGCUCUGAAGGCUGUCGGGGAGAUCAUUCAGGACUAUGACAGUGAUAAGAUGUUUCCUGCGCUGGGAUUCGGAGCCAAACUGCCCCCUGACGGCAGGGUGUCCCACGAGUUCCCUCUGAAUGGCAACGUGGAUAACCCGUACUGCAACGGCAUGGAGGGCAUUCUAGAUGCGUACCACCAGAGCCUUAAGACGGUUCAGCUUUAUGGACCUACAAACUUCGCCCCCGUCGUCAAUCACGUGGCCAGCUACGCAGCAGCAGUGCAGGACGGCUCUCAGUACUUCGUGCUCCUCAUCAUCACAGACGGAGUGAUAUCGGACAUGGCUCAGACCAAAGAGGCCAUCGUCAACGCAGCAAAGCUACCCAUGUCAAUCAUCAUUGUUGGAGUCGGACAAGCUGAAUUUGAUGCUAUGGUGGAGCUGGACGGUGAUGACAUCAGAAUAUCGUCCAGAGGGAAGCUGGCCGAAAGAGACAUUGUCCAGUUUGUGCCAUUCCGGGACUACAUGGACCGGACGGGGAACCACGUUCUGAGCAUGGCUCGUCUGGCCAAGGACGUCCUGGCGGAGAUCCCUGACCAGUUAAUCUUAUACAUGAAAUCCCGAGGCAUCAAACCCAACCAGUCUCCACCGGAGUGCAGCCCGGAGGCUGGCCUGAGCCCAACGUCCGCCAUAUGAGUUUACACAGGCCUGAUCCAGAGAGAACGACUCGGGCCGUGACUACAGGCUUCAGGCUUUCUUUCUCUCCGUCUGGAUUUGCCCUUUCUCUAACAAAUUCACUCCAGACUCCAGUGGGGUUUACUGGGUUGGAGACAGGCGAGGGCGGCCCUGAUUCCUCCCUUUGGGGAUUGUUUGAUAACCAGUCCUGCAGACUCCAGUUGAGUUAUCCCCAUUUGAUCCAGUGGUGACUUUUUAGGACAGCCGGUGAAUUCUGUUCACCUCGUACGCGGUCGGUAUAUAGCGCUUGUCUGCUUUGAAUAAGACUCGGCAGUUUUAUUCCUCAGAUUUGGACCUGGAUCUGUGCCACCGAAACACAGAGGCUUAUUACAGAUGUAUGUGUAAUAAGCCUCAUUCCUUUUUUUUCCUCCUUCUUUCCAUUUUUUUUUUGAUCUCACAUUAGAGUAGCAUAAGGGAGGGUUUGGAAAACAGUAAUGAUGAGUCUGGUGAGUCUCAGGCAGCAGCUGCAUGCCUAACAAACCAGUGGGAUUGGUAACGAACGACGAGGAAAAGGUGUAAUUAGAACAUUGAAAUGUCAAGGGAUUGGAUUGUAAUUGUACACUCUUAAAAGUUAAGGACCUAAAA